This is a messenger RNA of Aspergillus udagawae, 1509 nucleotides long. RefSeq names its product mannitol dehydrogenase family protein. Gene Ontology annotation, molecular function: mannitol dehydrogenase activity. The record is from RefSeq and is a predicted model, not a curated record. Bases 1 to 1509 code for a protein of 502 amino acids. NCBI's taxonomy places the organism in Eukaryota, Fungi, Ascomycota, Eurotiomycetes, Eurotiales, Aspergillaceae. The transcript has a single exon.
AUGGCACCCCUCAAACUCAGUAGCAGGAAUCUGUCGCAAAUUGCGGCGGCCGGCGGUGCGCUGGUGAAGGUGCCAACCUACCAGCGCGGUCGCGCCGUCAAGGAGGGAAUCGUCCACAUUGGCGUCGGCGGCUUCCACCGGGCUCACCUGGCCGUCUAUGUCGACCAGUUGAUGCAGAAGCACGGUGUUACCGACUACGCCAUUUGUGGCGUUGGCUUGCAGCCCUUCGACGCCGCCAUGCGCGACGCGUUGGCAUCCCAGGACCACCUCUACACCCUCAUUGAGCGUUCGGCCAAGGGAAGCUUUGCCCACGUCAUUGGCAGCAUCAACUCCUACCUCUUCGCCCCUGAUGAUCGGGAGGCGGUUAUUGCCAAGAUGGCGCACCCUGACACGAAAAUUGUCUCCCUCACCAUCACCGAGAGCGGUUACUACUACAACGAGAACACACACGAGCUGCAGAGCGAGCACCCGGACAUUCAGUUCGACCUCGACCCGGCCAACGACAAGGCACCGCGCACCACGUUCGGCUUCCUCUACGCGGGCCUGACCCGGCGCUACCAGCAGGGACUCAAGCCCUUCACCGUCAUGUCGUGCGACAACAUGCAGAAGAACGGAUCCAUCACACGUCAUAUGCUUGAGUCGUUUGCGCGCCUGCGCAACCCGGAGGUCGCGGAAUGGAUUGCCGAGGAAGGCGCCUUCCCGAACGCCAUGGUCGAUCGUAUCACACCCCAGACAUCAGACACCGACAAAACGGCACUCGCAGACAACUUUGGCAUUGUGGACUCCUGGCCCGUGGUCACCGAGCCGUUCACUCAGUGGGUCAUCGAGGACCAGUUCUCCGACGGCCGCCCCCCAUUCGAGAAGGUUGGUGUCCAGGUUGUCAAGGAUGUCCACGCCGUGGAGCAGUUCGAGAAGCACAAGCUGCGCCUGCUCAACGGCAGCCACUCUGCUCUGGGCUACCCCGGUCAGCUGGCUGGCUUCAAGUACGUCCACGAGGUCAUGGAGAACCCGCUCUUCCGCAAGUUCGUCUGGCAGAUGAUGCAGGACGAGGUCAAGCCCCUCUUGCCCGAGAUUCCGGGCGUCAACAUUGACGAGUAUUGCAACACGCUCAUGGAGCGCUUUACCAACCCAACAAUCAUGGACCAGCUGCCCCGUAUCUGCCUCAACGCUUCCGGCAAGAUUCCCCAGUUCAUCAUGCCCUCGAUUGCCGAGGCGAUCUGGGUUACUGGCCCCUUCCGUCGCCUGUGCUUCGUCGCGGCCGCUUGGUUCCAUUACGUUAACGGCGUCGACGACAGUGGCAAGCCGUUCGAGGUCGUCGACCCGAUGCGCGAGGAGCUGCAGGCCAAGGCUCGCGCAGGAGGCUCCGACCCGCUCGAGCUGCUCAGCAUCAAGAGCCUGUUCGGUGACGACUUGCGCAGCGACAAGCGGUUCCUCCAGGAGAUCACCACCGCUAUGAAUGACAUUGCCCGGGACGGCAUCAUGAAGACGCUUCCCAAGUACAUUGACUGA